Molecule: messenger RNA, 3245 nt
Organism: Acyrthosiphon pisum (pea aphid)
Lineage: Eukaryota; Metazoa; Arthropoda; Insecta; Hemiptera; Aphididae
Product: zinc finger protein 726
Exons: 2
Coding region: 591-2315 (574 amino acids)
Biological process (GO): regulation of immune system process; regulation of cytokine production; negative regulation of transcription by RNA polymerase II
Cellular component (GO): nucleoplasm
Molecular function (GO): RNA polymerase II cis-regulatory region sequence-specific DNA binding; DNA-binding transcription activator activity, RNA polymerase II-specific; DNA-binding transcription repressor activity, RNA polymerase II-specific
Source: RefSeq, a predicted model, not a curated record
AAAAACAAUGCACCACCGUCCGCCGCCGCCGCCGCCGUCGCCGCCGCCGCUGCCUGUUACUCAAGGGCGCAUUUGAUAACAAUGCGAAAUCGUCUGCGUUUCUCUCGCACGGUUCCGUCGUCGGCGAAUCACACGGUGCCAGUCGGAGAAUCGUUUGCCGCGGACCAGAGCCACGACUGUCGCCGCCGACGGCCAUCGCGAGGUGCAAACUGAGGUGCCUGAAAGAAAAUCGCCGCACGAUAACGCGUGUGUUACCGGUUGCGCCGCGGCGAUAGCAACAGCAACGGCAGCGCCAACCACAGCAACAGCAUCAGCGACAGCAGCAACAGACUACGGCGCCCGUGUGGUGGUCGCGAACUCCUCCGCCGCCACACCCGUCCGACGGUUAUAUCCGGCCGUACGUCGUUCAUAUAAUCUAACCUAACCUCUCCGUGGUUGUCCGGGUACGUGUUCACCACCCAUAUCGUUUGAUAGCUAGUCGUUCCGCUCGUACGGAACCGUUUGGAUACCACAUCCAUCUACACAACGUCCAUCGGUCCACAAACCGACAGGGAAACGCACUGCCAAAACACAAGGAAUAUGCCUUCGGUAUGGGAUCCAAAGACUGUCAAUGGCCAAAAAAUGAAUCCAAUGUCCAGAUAUCACCAGGUCGCCAAUUGCGAUCACAUGUUUUUCAAUUAUGUCCAAAUUGUAAUCAACCUAUUCAAGGUAAGACUGGGCAGCAAAAUGUUUGUGUGUGUUUGUCUUCCACCCCAACUACAACGAGCGAUUCUGCUUCUUCUAACCAAUCAAAAAAAAGGAACAGAAAAACUUUACAAUUACCAGCCACAUGUAAACGUCAGCUGUUUGAUGAAUGUUAUGAACAACCUGAAAGCACGGUGAGUAUAGCAGAUACCCAAAAACUAACAGUGGCUGAGGGUACGGAAAGUGGUGAGAGUUCAAAUACUUCUAUACAACAGUUGCAACAACAACAACCUGGAGUCAAUCAGAUGUUGAGAGGUCGACACAUAUGUCAAGUAUGUUUUAAGUCGUUUACUAGUCCAUGUAAAUUGACACAACAUUCUUAUUCACAUACUGGUGAAAAACCAUUUGUGUGCAAACAUUGUUCAAAAGCAUUUUCUUCAAAAUUUAAACUAGUUCGUCAUGUAUUAAUACAUUCUGACCAACGUCAAUAUCAUUGUACAAUUUGUGAUCGUACGUUUCACAGGAAAGACCAUUUAAAAAAUCAUGCCAAAGUACAUAAUCCCAUUAAACGGACUUUACAAUGUGAUCGCCCUGGUUGCUCAAAAGAGUACAGUUCAGUGCUUAGUUACCGUAAACACAUAGCUGUACAUUCUGUAGAAGAAGGAUUCCUCGACUGUAAGAUUUGUAGUAAAGUAUUUGAAUCCAAAGAUGAACUCAUGUACCACUUGAAAAUACAUUCAGGAUCGAGAGUAAUAAAGACUCCAGCUGAUAAGAAAUAUCGAUGCAAUUUUUGUGACCGUAGUUUUUACACUGGUAAGGAUGUUCGUCGACAUAUGGUUGUGCAUACUGGUCUGCGAGAUUUCCUAUGUCAGUUUUGCCCACAACGAUUUGGUCGUAAAGAUCAUCUUACUCGGCACAUAAAAAAGAGUCACAACAUCAAUGCGAGUAAAAAAUCCAAACCAAAAAAACCAACUGAACUGUACAAAAGUAAAUCAGUUGAAGCAGUUUAUCUUGAAACAUGUGGUCAGCCAUAUAAGUUAGAAAGGAAAGUAGCAGAAACAGUUACUAGUGGAGAUUUCAUAAAACAAGAAAAUCCAACAGUUUCUAGUGGAGAUUUCAUAAAACAAGAAAAUUCUUCUACAAUGUCAGAAAUAGAAAUGUUCCAUUCAUCUAAUAUAACUAGUUUUAAUUAUAGUGAAAAUAAUAGUGAGACAGUUAUUCAAACUGUUGGAUCAUCCAGUGAAGUAAAUUUACCAGUUAUAAGCUAUGAACCUCAAGCGUCAUAUCCAGUCGAUGAACUGAAAGUAUUUGAUACUACCUUGACCAACCAGCUAGCAGACAAUUACGAAGAGUCAACCAACCCUGAAAUGCCUGGAUUAUCUCAACUGAUUACUUUGAUACCAUCAUCUUCAACACUAACUAAUAUCGAGCCUAAUCUUUCAAUGCUGACAAGUCACGAACCAACUAUUUUGCCUACUCAACAUGUGGUUGUACAUGAGCCGACACAACUUCAAGUUGGUGAAUACCUUACGUCUUCAUCAGAAAUACUGUCCGCUCUUUUACGACAAACUUCUGAAACAGGUACUACACCGUUACCAGGGUUCAAUCAAGUUUUUCAUCAACAACAAUAAUAGUUCCAUUAAAAAAAACAUUAUGUAUAUAUUAUUUAUGUAUAUACAUAUUUAUCUAGUCAGUCAUCCAUAGUAGUUCAUAUACAUUUACCUUUCCAGAUUAUAUAUUUAUUUUAGGUACAAACCUUAUUAAAAAUAAAUUAUUUUUGACUAAAUAUUUAAAACUACAAUUGCGCUUUAUACCUUUACUGACUUACUACAGUAACAUAAUAUAUAUAUAUAUAUAUAUAUAUAUUUUACAUUUAUAUAUAUUAUACAUAUUAUAUUCCUUCAUGUCAGAUAUUUUUGUAGAUUGAAUGAUACCACUUGUCAUUUUGUCAAUAUGCUGUCUGCAACCAAUACGUAGUGUAAAGUCAAAAAAUAUAUAUUAUAAUAUAUAAUCUAGUCUUCAAACAAUGCAUACUAUGUUAGCGUUAUGUUUCAAUAGUUUCAGUGUGUUAUUUUUUUACAGAGAAUUGUUAAAAUAAUUUUAUUACAUAUUAUAUUUAUUUAUGUAUAACAUAUGCAAAUAAAUAAUUAUGUGGUUUGUUAAAUAAUUUUAUAUUUUAUUUAAUCUUUUGUAAAUAAUGUUUAUUAUAAUUUACGGAUAUAAGAUUAAGAUUGCCGUUGUCAAUAUUAUACCAAAUCAUGUUCUGAAGAAGAAUGACCCGGCCAAUAAACCAUUUUAGUUUUUUUUAACUUUUAUGGGCAUGUUAUUAUUAUUAUUAUUUUUUUUUUUUGGGGAUAAUAAUAUUAAAAAGGAAAUACUAUGUUUUUGUUUUCAGAUCGUAAAUUUGAUUUUAUAUUUUGUGUGUAUGUUAUAACGGGGACCAAAACCAGUACUCAUAAGUUCCUAGUGCUACACAUCUAAUUGUUGUAAAUAACAUAUAAAUAGUAGUGGUAUAAUGUAUGUUAUUGCACAAUGCUAAAAUAAACAUGUUACAACCGUGA